Nerophis ophidion (straightnose pipefish) is the source of this 1338-nucleotide messenger RNA. It is a transcript of the gene dnajb2, whose product is annotated as DnaJ heat shock protein family (Hsp40) member B2. The transcript has 11 exons. Gene Ontology annotation, molecular function: Hsp70 protein binding. Lineage: Eukaryota; Metazoa; Chordata; Actinopteri; Syngnathiformes; Syngnathidae. The record is from RefSeq and is a predicted model, not a curated record. Bases 210 to 1112 code for a protein of 300 amino acids.
CUAUUUCUUCCCUCAGCUGAUUGUGACGUCAUGUGCUCAGCUCGGACCGAGCAUCGAGACGCAGCAGGCCCGAAGAACCGCGAGUGUCCGCCGGGUUGUGGUCGGCGGGAGUACCGAGAGGCCGGUGUUGGUAGUGAGGGGCGGCGGGGGACAUUUAGGGAGGAGACCCCGCCAUUACAGUGUCGACACACGGUUCCCUCCCAGGAGACAUGGUGGAUUACUACACCGUCUUGGGAGUUUCCAGAACGUCCACUCAGGAUGACAUCAAGAAGGCCUACAGGAAGCUGGCACUGAAGUGGCAUCCUGACAAGAAUCCCGACAACAAGGAGGAAGCAGAGAAGAAGUUCAAGGAAGUGGCGGAGGCGUACGAAGUUCUCUCCGACCAGAGCAAACGUGAGGCCUACGACCGAUACGGGAGUGACAGGAUGACACACUCAGGCUCGUACGGCUCAGACUUCUCUCCAGACUUCCCAGGGUUCAACUUCACAUUCCGCAGCCCCGAUGAGGUUUUCCGAGAGUUCUUUGGUGGCCAGGAUCCCUUUGCCAGUUUCUUCGAUGACUUCCCGCCCUUCGGGGGCCCGUCGUCCCGCAUGGCGCCCAAUCGCUUCUUCUCCUUCCCUUCAGCAGGAGCCGAAUUCACCUCCAUGGGGGCCUUCCCCAACAUGGGGGGAGGCAACUUCAAGUCCGUGUCCACGUCCACGCGCAUCGUCAACGGCAAGCGCACCACCACCAAGAAGAUUAAGGAGAACGGCCAGGAAAGAACGGAGAUGGAGGAAGAUGGCGUCCUCAAGGCUGUGCUGAUUAACGGUGUGGAGGACGACCUGGCUCUCGCUCUGGAGCUCAGCAAGCGAGACGGCCGCCAGCAUCAGGCGUCCUCAAUCCAGGGCCGGUCGCCGCUGGACGCCGGGAGGACCUGGUCCGAGCCGCAUUCUGCCGGCGCGCAGCGCUCCUUUAGCUCCGCCCCCUUCUACCACUACGGCAGCCAGCGAGACGAGGACGACGAAGACCUGCAGAUGGCGUUGGCGUGCAGCCUGUCAGAAAUGGAGGCCCAGCAGAGAAGCGCUGCUCCCGACCUCAUAUCAGACUCCGACUUUAAGGCCUUCACCAGCUGACCUGACGCUCACCUUUCACCUGGGUCAGAGGUCAGUACCCAUGAUGCACGGUGUCAGACAGCAGUGUAGUGUUCAUGUCUGGGAAGGCGAGGACAGGACUUUCAAACAUCUCUGAAUCUUAUUUUGUGAGAGAAAACAGAAGCUUGUACAGGCUGUGAGAAAAAUGGUCCACUAGUAAGAGAAGUUAUUGUAACUGCAGGGAAAUAAAGUAUUUCCUUCAGACUUG